UUUUUAGGAUGUCCGGCGCCCUGUUUCGCUCAGCAGCGCAGGCGUUGCCGUAUCAUUAACACAAAUUUUCAUUAAUUUUUAUGUUAAUCAAACAAACUUCACAGUAUUUAUUUAAUUUCGUUUAUUUGUCAUCAUGUUUUUUAAGAAGGCAUAGUAGUUUUUAAAACAAAUUUGGAUUUUUAAGUGAUAAUAAAGUGAUUAUAGGGACUUUUUUAAAUUGAAAUAAUUUGUGUGAAUGAUCAUAAACUGACACAGAGAAGAAAAUAAUAAUAAGUGUACAUUAAACAAAAGAAGCAACGAUGGAGGACGCCCACUGUAAAACUGUGGACGAGGUGUUGAAUUACUUCAAUGUUGAUUCUGAAAAAGGUUUAUCCACAGACCAAGUCAAAAGGAAUCAGGAAAAAUAUGGUCUCAAUGAAUUACCAGCUGAGGAGGGAAAAUCCAUUUGGCAACUGGUAUUGGAACAAUUCGAUGAUCUAUUAGUUAAAAUUCUUCUUCUAGCAGCCAUUAUUUCUUUUGUCUUAGCUUUAUUUGAAGAACAUGAAGACUCAUUUACGGCAUUCGUGGAACCUUUUGUCAUCUUACUCAUUCUUAUUGCUAACGCCGUGGUCGGAGUUUGGCAAGAACGUAAUGCUGAGUCUGCUAUUGAAGCACUUAAAGAAUAUGAACCUGAAAUGGGUAAAGUUGUACGAGCCGAUAAAUCUGGAGUCCAGAGGAUUCGUGCUAAAGAAAUUGUUCCCGGUGACAUUGUUGAAGUGUCAGUUGGUGACAAAAUCCCUGCUGAUAUUCGUCUAACCAAGAUUUACUCAACAACGCUUAGAAUCGAUCAGUCAAUCCUCACUGGUGAAUCAGUUUCUGUUAUCAAGCACACUGAUGCCAUUCCUGACCCAAGAGCUGUCAACCAAGAUAAGAAAAAUAUUCUCUUCUCUGGUACCAACGUCGCUGCUGGAAAAGCUAGAGGAGUUGUCAUCGGCACUGGUCUUAACACUGCUAUCGGUAAAAUCCGUACUGAAAUGUCUGAGACUGAAGAAAUCAAGACUCCAUUACAGCAAAAACUUGAUGAAUUUGGUGAACAAUUAUCCAAAGUCAUCUCCGUUAUUUGUGUUGCUGUCUGGGCUAUCAACAUUGGUCACUUUAAUGAUCCUGCUCACGGUGGAUCUUGGAUUAAAGGUGCAAUUUACUACUUCAAAAUUGCUGUAGCUUUGGCUGUAGCUGCUAUUCCUGAAGGUUUACCAGCUGUCAUUACAACUUGUUUGGCUCUUGGUACUAGACGUAUGGCUAAAAAGAAUGCCAUUGUCCGAUCUCUACCAUCAGUAGAAACUUUGGGUUGUACUUCUGUCAUCUGUUCCGAUAAAACUGGUACUUUGACCACUAACCAAAUGUCCGUAAGCAGAAUGUUCAUUUUCGAGAAAAUUGAAGGCAAUGAUAGUAGCUUUCAUGAGUUCGAGAUCACUGGAUCAACUUAUGAACCCAUUGGAGAUGUUUUCUUGAAAGGUCAAAAAGUUAAGGGACAAGACUUUGAAACUCUUCAUGAAAUUGGAACUAUUUGUAUUAUGUGUAACGAUUCAGCUAUUGAUUUCAAUGAGUUCAAACAAGCUUUUGAAAAAGUUGGUGAAGCUACUGAGACUGCUUUAAUCGUUUUAGCCGAGAAGCUUAAUCCUUUUGCAGUUUCCAAGACCGGAUUGGAUCGUCGUACUGCUGCCAUUGUUGUCAGACAAGAUAUUGAAACUAAAUGGAAAAAAGAAUUUACUCUUGAGUUCUCUCGAGAUCGUAAAUCAAUGUCAUCCUACUGUGUUCCUCUUAAACCAAGUAAACUGGGAACAGGACCAAAACUCUUUGUCAAAGGUGCUCCCGAAGGAGUUCUUGAUAGAUGUACACAUGCUCGUGUUGGAACAACCAAAGUUCCUUUGACAUCUACCUUGAAAAACCGUAUUCUUGAUUUAACUAGACAAUACGGUACAGGACGAGAUACUCUUCGUUGCUUAGCUCUUGCUACAGCAGAUCAUCCAAUGAAACCCGAUGAAAUGGAUCUUGGAGACUCUACUAAAUUCUACACUUAUGAAAAAGACCUUACAUUUGUUGGAGUCGUUGGUAUGCUUGAUCCACCAAGAAAAGAAGUAUUUGACUCUAUUCAAAGGUGUCGCGCUGCUGGAAUUCGUGUCAUUGUCAUCACUGGUGACAAUAAAGCUACUGCUGAAGCUAUCUGCAGACGUAUUGGAGUCUUUGGGGAAGAUGAAGAUACAACUGGAAAAUCCUAUUCAGGACGAGAAUUCGACGAUUUGCCUCUUUCACAACAAAGAGAAGCUUGCGCGAGAGCUCGAUUGUUCUCUCGAGUAGAGCCUGCUCACAAAUCCAAGAUUGUAGAAUACUUGCAAAGCAUGAAUGAAAUUUCUGCUAUGACUGGUGAUGGUGUAAAUGAUGCUCCUGCUUUGAAAAAAGCUGAAAUCGGUAUUGCCAUGGGUUCUGGUACAGCUGUAGCUAAAUCAGCUUCAGAGAUGGUGUUGGCUGAUGAUAACUUCUCUUCUAUUGUCGCUGCUGUUGAGGAAGGUCGUGCCAUAUACAACAACAUGAAACAGUUCAUUCGUUAUCUAAUCUCUUCGAACAUUGGUGAAGUCGUCAGUAUUUUCUUGACUGCUGCCCUUGGUCUUCCUGAGGCUCUCAUUCCUGUCCAACUAUUGUGGGUAAAUCUCGUCACUGACGGUCUUCCAGCUACUGCUCUUGGUUUUAAUCCACCAGAUCUUGACAUUAUGAGCAAGCCUCCCCGUAAAGCCGAUGAAUCUUUGAUUUCUGGCUGGUUAUUCUUCCGUUAUCUCGCUAUUGGUGGAUAUGUAGGUGCUGCCACUGUAGGAUCUGCUGCCUGGUGGUUCCUUUACAGUCCUAAUGGACCUCAACUUAAUUAUUAUCAAUUGACUCAUCAUUUAGCUUGCCUUGGUGGUGGAGAUGAAUUCAAAGGAGUCAACUGCAAGAUUUUCACUGAUCCUCAUCCUAUGACUAUGGCGUUGUCUGUACUUGUCACAAUUGAAAUGUUAAAUGCAAUGAACAGUUUAUCAGAGAAUCAAUCACUUAUAUCGAUGCCCCCAUGGUCCAAUAUGUGGCUUAUUGCUUCAAUGGCUCUUUCAUUUACACUUCACUUUGUUAUUCUUCAUAUUGAAGUACUUUCGUCUGUAUUCCAAGUUACCCCGUUGACUGGAGAAGAGUGGCUUACUGUUAUGAAGUUCUCCAUUCCAGUGGUACUUUUAGAUGAGACCCUGAAGUUCAUUGCCAGAAAAAUAACAGACGUGGCCCCUCCAGUGACGCCGACGAAGUAAAGUGGAGGUGAUGAUAGCACGAGAGGAUUUGCGAGAGAGCGAGAGAGAUAAACGAUACACAAAAUCAGUAACGAGAGAAUAAGAGAGCGAGAGAAAAAAAAUAAAUUGUCCACGAUAUAUACAACUGGAAGGCGAGCCGGUGGAAAUCACGAAAUGUAAAAAUAAACGAAGCGAAACACCGGGGAGAGAGUGAGAGAAUGAAGAAGAAAUGAAAGAGAGGGAGAGAAAGUGCGAGAAUGUUGACAAAAAAUAAAGUUAAAAAAAAAAAUAAAUACAAUAAAAUACGUGAAAAAAGCAAAAGGAAUGUUUGUGAGCGAUUACCUUGUUCUGGAUGUCCCUCAGGAGCAGCACGUGAAAAGGAAGUGCGAGAUUGAGUGAAAAGUGUGGGUGUGGAUUGAAAAGUAGAUAACAUGUCGUUUCUCGUUAAUCUGAAGACUCGAAGAAUGCGGUGCGAUUGGCCAGGGACUCUAGGAAGUGCCAAUUGUGUAGUAAAUUAUGAGGGUAGUCGGUUUCAAAGUGAAAAACUCAAAUGAAAGACAUCGAAUUAUUGAGAUUAGAUAAAUUUAUUAAGCAACAGAGAAUAAAAAAAAAACCAAACAAACAAUGGAGAAAAAUUGAUGAAGACAAUCGAUAAUCGCGCGACACAGUAAUGAAGGAACUGCCUAAACUAAUGAAAUUGUCCCUCUUGUUAUUUUGUUACAGCUUUCUUGGUGGUUAAUGACAACUGGGCCUAAAGUCAGCUCAUCAACUUGAGCCCUGUCAAAAGCCGCCACAAACCAAUUCUGCUUAAGCUAUUAAAACAAAAAGCAACAAGCCAACCACUGCAAAUGACAGCAAGCUUGUGUGUGACUGAUCCUCUGGCCAGCGCAAUAACUUGAGCACUUUAAUAGAUCAAGCACUUGGAGGCUCUGCUACUCUCUACUGCUUCUCUACCACAUACCCACUUCUCUUACUCAAACAUUUUGACAUCUACUUCCUGUCCUGUGGUUCAACUUCAAUCUUUGAGUGUGUGCUUAUGAUCAAUGAGGCUAUUUCUUCUCAAAAGAGAAUCAGUCCUCAAUUUCUAGUUCAAACUCCUCUUCGAUCAUCUAUUGAUUACAUUCAAGUGAUCUUGAAGGAGUUUAUUUCUUGCUAAAUAACACAUUAUAACCAUUGACAAUUCUGUCUACUAUCCACAUUUUAAGACAAACAUGGAUCUUUAGACAUUAUUCCAAUGCUUUGCUUCGCUAACUUUUCACAGUGACAUGAAUUGGUGUAUUAUCGAUACUCAUUUACUUCAGACCAUAUCAUCAAUUGGCAUAUGCAAUGGACAUUUUUGAUUAUUGAUACAGUCAAACUCUUCUAAUUUUUAUGUCUUGGGGCAACUUUUUCUAAGAGUCAAAUUAUGACAUCCUCUGCUAACAUAUGGACUAAACUAGAGUAUAUUAACAUUUAAUAUACAAGAAGUCAAAAUUAUGAAAUUAAAAAUUAGCAGAGUUUGACUAUAUACAAAACAUCAGAUAUUAUAAAAAUUGGUUUCAAGACUAUAUUUAAUAAUAUAUUGUUGAUAAAAAUGUUCCAUUCAUGUCGAUUAACUCUCUACUCUAUUUUCAAAUCCUAUUUAUCUUUUUUAUCUUUUGAUCUUUAAUAGACUGCAUACGUUUGCAUGCUUACGUAUCAGUAAAUCUUUCUACUAAAAUAAUUUUCUUCUUCUUCUCCAUUCUUGAAGUUUUUUAUUUAACUCCUAAAUGAUCUUCUAUUCGAUUGUCCUAGGUCUUCGUCUUAACUCUUAACUUUAUUUACUCAUUUUUCUUCAUUUCUUAAUUCUCCAUUCUUUCUCGUUUAUCUUUGUAAAUGUCUACUCUACUCUUGCCAGACGCGUUUUUAAUUCGUGAGACUGCUUUCUCUCUCUUUUAAAAAAUUUUUUUUCUUUCGUAUGUAUAAGCAGUUCCGUCGUCAAUUGAGUACAAUUGUGUACGCGCGAGUUUAUAUCUUGCGAUAUAAAAGUGAUUUUAAUGAUAUAAUUAAAAUAAAUAUUAAAAAAGUUUUAAAAUAAAUGAAAAAAAAAAAAAAAACAGUCAAAUAAAAAUAUAAAAAUUUUUGAAAUUAAUUAAUUGAGUAAAUCAUUUUCAAUUAUAAUAAUCGUAAUGCCUAGAAACGGGUUUUCAGUUAUAUAGAAACGUGGGAGGUUAAUAGAUACUUAAAUAAAUUAUUAAUAUUACUGUAAGUAAAUUUUAAGAAAAAAAAAUAAAUAAAAUUUAAUUAAAUUUAAAUACACAAAGUUUAUAAAUUCUACUAUUGUAAAUAUACUAUAUAAGAUCAAUAAAGUGGGUUGAUCAAUGGGAUGUAAAGAUAUAAAGGUUAAGAAAAAUAUAUUUUAAAGAUUU
Molecule: messenger RNA, 5674 nt
Organism: Chelonus insularis
Lineage: Eukaryota; Metazoa; Arthropoda; Insecta; Hymenoptera; Braconidae
Gene: SERCA
Product: ATPase sarcoplasmic/endoplasmic reticulum Ca2+ transporting SERCA
Exons: 12
Coding region: 300-3308 (1002 amino acids)
Biological process (GO): intracellular calcium ion homeostasis; calcium ion transmembrane transport
Cellular component (GO): membrane
Molecular function (GO): P-type calcium transporter activity; ATP hydrolysis activity; ATP binding
Source: RefSeq, a predicted model, not a curated record